This is a messenger RNA of Motacilla alba alba, 2646 nucleotides long. It is a transcript of the gene FNDC5, whose product is annotated as fibronectin type III domain containing 5. Gene Ontology annotation, molecular function: protein binding. The transcript is spliced from 6 exons. The record is from RefSeq and is a predicted model, not a curated record. Gene Ontology annotation, biological process: positive regulation of brown fat cell differentiation. NCBI's taxonomy places the organism in Eukaryota, Metazoa, Chordata, Aves, Passeriformes, Motacillidae. The coding region runs from base 353 to 1015 and encodes 220 amino acids.
GCCGCCCCCGGGGCCGGGGGAGGGACCGGAGCGGGGCUGCCCGGCGCUGCAGCGGGCGGAGCCGGGGCUCGGCGGGGCCGCCUCCCGGUCGAGCCCAGCCGUACCGUACCGUGCCGUGCCGUGCCGUGCCGAACCGAGCCGAGGCGAGCCGGGCGCUGCCGGGCGGAGCGGAGCCCCGCCGAGCCGCGCCGCACCGGGCGGCACCGGGCGGCACCGGCGGUACCGGCGGCAGCGGCCCCGGCGCUCUCCGCGGUGCUGAACGGCUCCGCCGCGCCCGCAGGACGCGCCGCCGGCGGGGCCCGGCCCGGCCCGGCCCGGAGCGGCUCGGCCCGGCCCCGAGCGGCCGCGGGGGAUGGAGCCUUUCCUCGGCUGCACCGGCGCCGCGCUCCUGCUCUGCUUCAGCUACGCCGGUCUGCGCCCGGUGGAGGCAGACAGCCCAUCGGCUCCAGUAAAUGUCACAGUCAAACACCUGAAAGCCAACUCGGCCGUGGUCACUUGGGAUGUCCUGGAAGAUGAAGUCGUCAUUGGAUUUGCAAUUUCCCAGCAGAAGAAGGACGUGCGGAUGCUGCGCUUCAUCCAGGAGGUGAACACCACCACCCGCUCCUGUGCCCUCUGGGACCUAGAGGAGGACACUGAGUACAUUGUGCAUGUCCAGUCCAUCAGCAUCCAAGGCCAGAGCCCUGCCAGUGAGCCAGUCCUCUUCAAGACCCCCAGGGAAGCUGAGAAACUAGCCUCUAAAAAUAAAGAUGAGGUGACGAUGAAGGAGAUGGCGAAGAAAAACCAGCAGCUGCGAGCGGGGGAGAUUCUCAUCAUUGUCGUGGUGCUGUUCAUGUGGGCAGGGGUGAUCGCCCUGUUCUGCAGACAGUACGACAUCAUCAAAGAUAACGAGCCCAACAACAGCAAGGAGAAAGCCAAGAGCGCCUCGGAGAACAGCACACCCGAGCACCAGGGCGGGGGCCUCCUGAGGAGCAAGUUUCCAAAAAACAAGCCCUCAGUGAACAUCAUUGAAGCAUGACAGCCUGACACCUGAGAGAUGGACUCCAUGCCUCACUCUCACUCUGCCUCUGAGCCGCGAUGACUGGGGAGGUGAAACAUUGUGGGAGCGAUUUGCAAAACAAGACCUCGUGAUUGUCACUCUGCUGGCAUCCACCUCCUCAUCUGUGUUUCUGCAAAACAUCUGGCCGGGAAGGGAAAUCCUGAAAAAAAACCAACAAAACCAAACCCUGACACCCAAACAAAGAAGAUGGAGAAGAAUCAGCGAUGCUGGAGUGAUCCGUGAUGCUCCCACGCUCACACUCCAUCUUCUGGGACAGUUUUCCUGGUUUUUGGGAAUGCACAAGGUUCUGUAGUGUCUUUCUCUGGUCUCACUGUCACUCCAUCCCUGGCAGUACUCCCAGGCACCAGGCACAUCCCCCUCUGAGCAGGAAUGGAGGGAAGCUCAUGGCAAACACCACCGAGAAGCCAAAUUUUGGCUGCAGUGCGCUCGGGCCCCGCUUCGUUCAUCGAUGUGUGUCGUGUAACACGUCUUGCAGGUGGGUUUUUCAAACAAAAAAGGCAUCCCCCAGUUCUCAUUUCCACCAGGAGAACCUGCCUGGCUGUCCUCCAGCUGGGCUGCAGCACAUUCUCCACUGCUGCUGUCUCUCCUCUCUCACACUGGUGCUCUUCACCUCAGAAAAAUCGGGGAACACUGAGGCACAGACCAACAUGAGGGGACACCAGAAGCUGCUCUUUAGCUUCCAGGAUAAUUUCAACCAUUUUCUUCGUGGUAUUUUCAGCUGGGCCUGAGUCCACCACCAAUGGGAUAAAAGGUCCAUAAAAAUGUAGCCAGUCAGCAAAAAAAAAACAAAAACAAACCAGAAAAAGACAAAAUACCUGAUGAUACCGGUUGCUAUGCAAGGUCUGCAGGGGCAGGAGCUGUUUAUUGUGGAAGGCUCUGGCCUGAGGGGCCUUUUUUUUGAGGGCUUAAGUUCUUAAAAUGCUUCUUUUUAGUGAAGUUUCUGUGUGGGAAGGGCUGGUUCUCCUCACACAUCCUGCCUGUGCUGUUCUCCUGACGUUGGAAGGGCAGGAGGCUGCUGGAGACAACCCUUCCCAAAAAGGGAUGAGGACGGAGGGGAAAGGGCUGGGCUUCUCCUCUCUCUUAGGAAGUGCUGGAUGUUUGUAAGCUGACAGGAUCCCUGGGGAUUGCUGGUGCUCUGGAACGCUGGGAGAUGCAGGACCAUGACAUGAAAAAGAUUUAUUCUUUGUCGUGUGCCAUGGGGUAUCUGUGUUUAUUUAACUCCUCCACAAGACCACUCCACAUGCACUUAGGGGAUGAGGAAGGAUCCGACUUGUUCCAUCCAAUGCCAACAGAGGUUGGCCUGAGGAAGGUUUGGAGGAGCCUGGGUUGGGAGCUCCUGCACAGAAACAGGCUGGCAGUGAGGAGCUGCCAUCUCUCCUCUAUCCCUGUCACCAGCUUUUCCCAAAGAGCUGGUUUGGGAAAAGGAAGUUCUCCUGAAGAUGUCCUGCUUCCAGCCAGGCCAACCCCAAAGGUGGCUCCAGGAUCCUUUGCCUGAACAUACUCUUCCAUCACCAAGAAGGAGAGGUCACCACCUCUGAUACAGACAGAGCAAUAAACAUUUUAUAAUGUACAAUAAAAGAUUAAAGGCA